CAUCACCACCCAGUCUCAGCCCUGAGUGAUAGCAGAGGGAGCGCACCUCUCAGCAGCCAGGCCUGUGGACCUCUGCGUCGGGUUGGGGAGAGCUGCUGCAGAGGCUGUUCUUCCCAGCUGUGGACUCCAGAAGGACCCCACACUCCCUGCUCCCUUCAGCUGUCCGCUGCGGUUCCCAGAGCACCGCAGCCAUGGGCAUCCGAGGCAUGCUGCGAGCAGCCGCACUCCUGCUGCUCAUCAGGACUUGGCUCGCAGAGAGCAAGGACCCCAGUCCAACCCCGAAAUUCCACUUCGAGCUCUCCCCCAGCAUGCCUGAAGUCAUCCUGGAUCUCUUCAACUGCAAAAGUUGUGCAAAUGAAGCUGUAGUUCAAAAGAUUUUGGACAGGGUGCUGUCAACAUAUGAUGUCCGACUGAGACCAAAUUUUGGAGGUGCCCCUGUGCCUGUGUCCGUAUCUAUCUAUGUCUCCAGUAUUGAACAGAUCUCAGAAAUAAAUAUGGACUAUACAAUCACCAUGUUUUUGCAUCAGACCUGGAAGGAUACACGCUUAGCAUACUAUGAAACUAACCUGAACCUGACUCUGGACUAUCGUAUGCAUGAGAAGCUGUGGGUCCCUGACUGCUACUUUGUGAAUAGCAAAAAUGCCUUUGUUCAUGAUGUAACUGUGGAGAACCGUGUGUUUCAGCUUCACCCAGAUGGGACAGUGCGAUACGGCAUCCGACUUACCACAACAGCAGCCUGUUCUCUGGAUCUGCAAAAGUUCCCUAUGGACAAGCAAGCCUGCAAGCUGGAGGUGGAGAGCUAUGGCUAUACCAUCGAAGACAUUGUAUUAUCCUGGGAAGAUGAGAAUGCCAUCCACAUUACUGAUGAGCUGCACAUCCCUCGAUUCACCUACUUGGGGAAGACAAUUACUAGCAAGGAGGUGUAUUUCUACACAGGCUCCUACAUGCGCCUGAUAGUGAAGUUCCAGGUUCAGAGGGAAGUUCACAGUUACCUUGUGCAGGUCUAUUGGCCCACAGUCCUCACCACCAUUCUCUCCUGGGUAUCAUUUUGGAUGAACUAUGAUUCUUCUGCAGCCAGGGUGACAAUUGGCCUAACCUCUAUUCUCGUCCUGACCACUAUCGACUCACAUAUGCGGGAUAAACUCCCCCGUAUUUCCUGUAUCAAAGCCAUUGACGUCUACAUCCUUGUGUGCCUGUUCUUCGUGUUCCUGUCCCUGCUGGAGUACAUCUACAUCAACUACCUUUUCUUCAGUCAAGAAUCUCGGCGCAAUCGCAGGAGAUGCAAGAAACCCAGGAGAGUUGUUGCCCGAUACCGCUACCAAGAAGUGGUAGUGGAAAAUGUGCAGGAUGGCCUGAUUAAUGUGGAAGACAGAAUGGAAGACAGAGUUGGGCCCCUUCCUGACAGCCCCAUGCAGGCUCAUCUGGCAAGCCCGGAAAGUCUUGGAUCCUUGGUGUUAACCUCAGAGCAAGCCCAGAUCGCUACCUCAGAAAGCCUCAGCCCACUCUCUUCUAACUCAAGCCAGGCCCAUUUGGUCGCUGGAGAAAACCUGAAUGGUCAGCCCUCCACCUCUCAGCAAACACUGCAUGACUAUACCAUUCACUUUCAUGGCUUCCUCACUAAUGACAGCAUUAUCCCCAUCAAAAUUCACAACCAUUCUGAGCUCCAUGGUGAUGAAGACUCCGAAGAGAGCCUAAAGUCUGAUGAGAGUCAUGGCCAUGACAGCAACCCCGGUGGAAGGUUCAUGCUCCACAGUGGCCAGAGGUGUGUGCAAGAAGCAAGUUGGGACCUUGAUAAGAUUGAGAGCUUACAGGAUGACAUCAGUAUCAAGAGCAGCUGGCUUGGCCUUGAUGAACUACACAAGGGGGAUGCUGACAGUAUCUGGAGCCUUACUGAUGAGGAGCUCAUGGCCUGUGACCAAGAGAAGGACAGUAGCUCAGAGUCUGAGGAGAGUUGCCCCCCAACCCCUGGGUGCUCUUUCAAUGAAGGGUUCUCUUUCCAGCUCUUUAACCCUGACUGGGUCCCUAAGGUUGAUAGGUGGUCCCGUUUCCUCUUCCCUCUUUCCUUUGGGUUGUUCAAUGUGGUUUACUGGUUGUACCACAUCUAUUAGUUUCCCAUACCCCACAGCAGCAGAGAGACUAUGAUGUGUUUCCUUCAUACAGUUUCUUUGGUUUUGUUUCUCCCUCUUCCCUUUUUUCGUUAUAUUUGGUAGUUGUUAGUGUACUCAAAUCAGUUGGGUCCUUUUCUUUAUUAUGAGGUGGGGAGGAGAUAGAGAGAACAUUUAGCCAGAGGGCAAGGGAUUGAGGAAGACUUGAAGAUAAAUUGCACAUCGAUUUCCUCCUGCUAGAAGAUUCUUACCUUUUAAACACUUUAAAAAGCCCAUCAGCCUAGAAAGGCCCUUGGAAGUGUUUAGAGGACAGAGAAGAGCCAGGAUGAGGAAUGAGGAGAAUCUGAGCCUGGGAGCUUUAAUUUUAGUCCCCUGAGUGUGUUGAAAUUGCUUUUGCAUCAUUUUUUCUUCUUCCUGGGUAUCAUGCACCUUGUUCACCUGUUAAAAAGGGCUUUGGGAGAAGUCAAGCCAAGCUGGCCCGGGGUAUACAGAGAAGUGGCUAAACAUGGCUUAGAUUUUCUGACAAGAGGAGAUCUGGGAACCAUUUGCAAGUGCCUUGUACUUUGAGUAUGGAGUUGUGGUACAGGAGUUGGAAGUGCAGGUGGGAGGGACUGCAAAGAGAUAUAGCAGGGUAAGUAAGAAUGCAUGCUUCCAACAGGGGUAUGGAGAACAUGGGUGGUGAUCAUGGGUGGUGAUGUCAGGCUGGAAUUUUUACAUGUUCAGCUGUUCCCUUUCAAGUUACUAGACCUCCUCUUGCCUGUAUUUCUGCUUCACAUUGCCUGACAGUAGGGACUUACUACUUCUGUUCAGUUAAGAGUUAGCUUUCUAACACUUGCUGAGUUGAUUACUAGUUACAAUAGAAGCACUUGGUGAAUAAGCAUUAGUUGAGAAAGAUCAGACUUGCUAUUUCAUGAUCAGUCUAGAAUAGCAUAUGGACAACUAUUGUGAAUCUAUAUACUAAUCCUUUCUGUUUGUCUAGUGCAUAGUAAGUGUCAACGAGCUCCCUGACCCAUCACAUCGUUGGAUCCUCACAGGAGCCCUGUGAGCCAGGGAAGACACAGCACCUUGUCCCCAGUGUUCCAAGGAAAAAGUGGAGCUUGUGUGCCAUGCUUAUGGAUGCUUGUUCUUUCUCCUUGUUUGCCCAACUGUCAACUGAUGCACUUCCCCUACUGCCCCUUUCCUUUGCUCAAAAGGACAUCCCUAAAGAAUCUACCUGUCAGGCUACCAAGCUCAUGGACAGCACCUAGAGCAGCUAUGUAGGAAGAGGCUACUGAGCAGCCACUGACCAUGAACUAAGCAAGUGGAGAAUAUGGCCCUGUCCUCUCAACAGGACUCCUCAUGAGAGUAGGAUGAGCCUGCACACCAACUUUCCAGGAAGUACCAGAUUAUUGAUGGAGGUCAUGAGAGAGCUUUUCCAAGCACUCAAUCUAUGUUCCCCCUUCUUUUAUAGGCAACCUCUCCUUCAGCCCUAUACCCCACUUCUUUAACUAUACUUCUGUGUUUGUAUGUUUCUAUGUAUCCCUGGGGAUGAGUGUGCAUGCAUCCAAGUUAGUCUAUGUGCCAUACAACCAUUUGAGAAGUUUAAUAGCACUACAGUACUGUAAAUCUAUGUUAGUAUGUAUGAAUGCAUAUCUACAUUGUGUGGAUGAAUAAUUUAUGUGUAUGCAGCUCUAUUAGAGUGUGAGUUGUGUACAUGUGUACUUAUAUUAGCACUGGUGAAUGCAUUCUGUGUACAUUUCUAGAAAGUGUAUGUCUGUAUACCUGUGUUUAUCAAAUUUAGUUGAUGUAAAAGGACAUACAUCAAAAACCACAUGUAUUCCCUGUUGGAGGUUCUUGUAGAAACAUCAGGACUCUGGUGACCUGUUUUGACACAGUGGCAAGAGUCUUGUUUAGAUUGACUGACUGUUUUCUUUCCAGUUCUAGGGAGCCAGGGAGCAGGGUCUAUUGGCUUCCAUCAACUCCUCACACUUCCUCUACCCAUCUCUGCUGUGUCCUGGACAGAAGACCCAGGGGAAGUGAACAUAGUACUAAGAAGUGGUAAUGUUAGUGCCUUGGAGCUACCGAAUAAUUGAGUAAUUGAUCCAUGGGAUAAACUGGGUGUGCUGAGCACUUUUUUGGUGCAGAAAAGUACCAAAAAUUUAACUGGGAAUAGAAAUAAUGUGUGGGCAAUGGUGUACACAUUCAGAGAAUUGAAGAAGAGGUUGUUUAUAAUUUUAAAAUUCAUUCCUUUACCCUACUCACUAUGUGAUCCUGACACAGAGGAGGAUUUGUUGCAGCUAUAGACAAGCAUGCAGUGAAAGGAUGUGCCCAUAAUGUUGGGUGCCAGCAACAGCAUUAUAAGAAUCAAAGGUUCCUGAGAUGGCUGUGGACAAGAACUGUGGUGGUAGGCCUAUUGGAGAAGUACAUUUGUAGCUCAUCCUAGGACAGCUGUUGGCUGCUUGAGUAAGCCCCAAACUCUACCCUCAAUUUGGAAUUUGAACAUUUAUGACUUUAACUCAAUUCAAGGAAAGAGUCAGAGAAGUAUAAGUGAAAAGGCCCAAGUACUGACUAGAUGGUCCCAGUGUAUUGUUCCUUCUCUUCUCCAUACAUAUAUGCAGUUCCAGACUCUUACACAUACACACCCAGCCACACAUACCUACACUAUCACAUAUGCAUACAUUCACAUCAGAAGCAUUCACACUUCUACUUAUGUUUAUAGGCAUAGCCAGACAUACGCACUCACAAACAGACACACACACACUCACACAUACUUAUAAGACAACUCAAAACAAGGAAGUUACUACUAAAAUGUGUAAGAUUGCCUCUUUUGUUUAGGAACCCAGAACAAAGGUGUCCAGAUUAAAGGGAGACCAGAAAGCUCUCAUCUGGAAUCUGAGCAUUCAUUGGCUGUGCUCAUGGAUUUGGAGCCCUACAAUCUUGAAGUAUUGAACACAUCGUUGGAGUAAAGUUACAAAGAGUAGUGGGAACAAAGGGACAGCAGAGGAAGGUCAGACAGGCCAGUUGUAAAUAUCCACAUAGCUAGAUGUAUAAUACCCUAAAGACUAUUUUGCCCUAUUGUGCUGCAAUGAGAGCAGUUAAACUCUACUGCAAUUCAUACUCUGUGAGGUUAAGUGUCAGAAGUGCUGUGGAGAUUUGGCAAUGACAACUUUUCAGAAACUUGAAUCUUCUGGUUUUCCCAUGGCUGCGGUCUUUCUUACUUGAAAGUUGCCAAGUCUCCCCUUGUGUUCUGUGUGUGGUGUGUCAUCCAUUGUCAAGCCUGAUUCCAGCUGUCCCCAGUCCCCCUCCAGUUAUGUAGGCAAAGCCUCUCUAUCUGGCUGCCUGUGUCUCCUUUACAAUGUCCCCCAACACCAAGUAGUUGUGGAAGUGCAGAGCAUCUGAACAGUGCUCCUGAGGUUCAGCUAGUCUAAGAGCUUGGACAGAAGGAAGAGCCUUACUGAAUCUGGGAUGGAGCAAACCCCCUUUACUACGCUAUCCUGUCUUGCCUUCCCCUUAUCUUUUAUCCUAGAAUCCCUAACUGAGCAGGAUACCAGCUGUAUGUCUUUCCACAGUGUCAUUUUAUUGAAGAAAUGUAUGAUGCAUUUCCUGCCCAGUUUUAUUUGCCCUGUGAGGUAUCUACAGAAAGAACAAUCUGUUGGGUCUUAAUGGAGUUCAUCAGAUGUAUUCUUACAAUUUGUAUCAUCCUUGUUAAUAUCAAGGCUGCAAGUUCUUAGCAUACUUAAAAGCAAGUUUUGCUGAGAUUGUGACCAUUCCUAAUGAGGGUUCCUUACUCUGUAUAUACAGCAGCUACACCUUCAAGCUAUUAACUACUGAAUGCAUUCACUAAGCACUCCAUUUGCAUGAUACCCUGUGGUUCCUAAAGCAGGGACUUUCUAGCUAUUCCACAACCCAACAUCCAAGGUAAUUAUAACUUCUUCUAGCAAAACUGUUUGUGUUUGCUGUAUAAUAUCCUGUGAUUAAUAUGAAAUCUACAUUAUCAGUGUUGGGCUUUCAAGAGAGGGAGAAUGAUGUUAAAGUAUCUAUCUGAUAUACUUAAAUAAUUAAAUAUGCCAACUUGUCAGGGUCAUCUAUGUGGAACUGGGUCAGAAUUUGCACUCACCAACAUGCCAGACUGUAUCCCUGGAAUCAGUAUUCAUCAGCAAAGGUAAAGGCACCAGAAUUUUACACAGUACUAUAGUAGAUGACUUUAGAUAAUACUAGAGGAUUCUUCCAGUGUCAACUAAGUCAAUAACAUUCUGCAAGCAGAUGAACUAUGGUAAAAUCACAUACAUACAGAUCUUCAGCAGUAGUAUUAGGCCAAGAGAGUGAAAAGCAAGAAAAUAGAAUGACCAAUAGCUGGGUCACCUGGGUGGUCUGACCUGCAAAAGUCACAAAGUAGCAGAGCCUCACUGGAUAACCCGGUGCCCACAUUGAACUCAUUAAUUGACAUUCUUGUGAGAAAAAGACCUUGACCAGUCCUGACUUAAAGAAAAUGAAACAUAAAGCAGAAAAUUAUACUUCUGUAAUGAAAAAUAUACAGAAAUAAAAACAUGUAAAUAGCAAAAUGCAAAAUAAAGAUCUAAAAUAACAAAUAA
This is a messenger RNA of Mesocricetus auratus (golden hamster), 6676 nucleotides long. It is a transcript of the gene Gabrq, whose product is annotated as gamma-aminobutyric acid type A receptor subunit theta. NCBI's taxonomy places the organism in Eukaryota, Metazoa, Chordata, Mammalia, Rodentia, Cricetidae. The record is from RefSeq and is a predicted model, not a curated record. The coding region runs from base 192 to 2108 and encodes 638 amino acids. Gene Ontology annotation, biological process: chemical synaptic transmission; regulation of membrane potential; signal transduction. The transcript is spliced from 10 exons. Gene Ontology annotation, cellular component: synapse; membrane; GABA-A receptor complex. Gene Ontology annotation, molecular function: neurotransmitter receptor activity; extracellular ligand-gated monoatomic ion channel activity; GABA-A receptor activity.